AUGCCAGUGCUGGACUCCGAACCGAUUCCAGAACUCUUCUCUGGCAAGAACCUUCCUUGCCUAAGAUACGUUGAGCUCAGUUACUGCAAGUGUCCCGCUCCGUCCCUACUCCUUCGGGCGAACUUAACAUCACUCAUCUUGAAAUCAUGCGAGCGCUUCUGGGACUCCAUCGACGACCUCCUUUCCUUCCUCUCCGCAUCACCAACCCUCAAAGUUAUCAAAAUAUCAGCGGAUCAUCAUGGUUACCCACUCGCCCGCAACGUACACCCCGUCCACAACAGUCCACAGUCUGUCACAAUGCCAUCUCUCAGAUGGCUACACCUAGACAUGGAGUUUGAAUGCAUCGUACCCCUUUUGCAAGCGCUCUCACUCCCUUAUCGGGCGGAAAUCGACAUCAACGGCGAUUAUCUCAUGGUCCCGAGAGUGUACAACGUCCAAUUCGUCAAUCUAGUACGCGAACUGAAAGAAGCCCUCGAUCGUCAUUUGCGCCAAUCCUAUCCUUCCACCAUCCCGCUCUCCUUUUCCAAGGCUGACCUGCAAGAUGGGUUCCGCCGGGUGACGAUUCAAGACUACGGCCCAAAUUAUGGAGACGAGGGAGUCGCCAUCAUCGCAGAGUUGCCCAAUUCAGUCGACAAUGGACCGCCGACGUUCGAACUGGGCGCGUGCUACCUUGCUGAUUCCAUAAAGGAGAACCUGGAGAUCAUCCGCACUACACUCGUCUUGCCGGGUAUACGAGGGGCAUUCACGCGUCUUAUCGUCGACAAGCGUCAGCUUCUUCAUGUCUCAUGGCAUUGGCACACCAUCUUUAAGCAUCUGGGGAGUGUCGAGGUCAUCGAUCUCUCUGGGCCUCCCGCCAGGGCCUUUCUACGUGCUUACGGGGAAGAGGAUGGUUUCUUAUCCGAAUAUCCCGCAAUUCCUCGCCUUCAGAAGAUCAUCAUCCGUAACGCCAAAGUCGGCGUGGACGUCGUCUCUGAAACUUUGAAUUGUCUUACCAUGAUGGGCGAAGGAGGCGCUCCGCGCUCCCUAUCAUUCUCUUUCUUCAAUUGCACCAUCGCUGAGGAGACGUUGCACUUGUUGCGCGAGCACAAACAUGUUGAUCAAGUUGUCUGGGAUGGUCGAUCGGAUGGUUGGGAGGGGGAGAAAGGUCGGCAAUGGUGGGAAAGCGGCUAUGGCGGAGAGGAAGGCGGUGGCUACGAUAGCGACGGGACGGUGUCUGGCGAGGGUACUGAGGAUGACGAGUGGUGGUAG
Peniophora sp. CBMAI 1063 is the source of this 1248-nucleotide messenger RNA. The record is from the annotation of a GenBank genome assembly. Lineage: Eukaryota; Fungi; Basidiomycota; Agaricomycetes; Russulales; Peniophoraceae.